Molecule: messenger RNA, 252 nt
Organism: Aphanomyces astaci
Lineage: Eukaryota; Oomycota; Saprolegniomycetes; Saprolegniales; Verrucalvaceae
Exons: 1
Coding region: 1-252 (83 amino acids)
Source: RefSeq, a predicted model, not a curated record
AUGGUCCAGCACCUGUUGACCAAAUGUACCCCUAGCGGCAAGCUUCGCAUGCGUGCAGCUGACACGGUGGCAGAGAUGUUCGGCUGCACCCCAACGACUGUCCGACGGGUCUGGAAGCAUGCCUCGGUCGACUUGUCGGGCAACACGACGAUCUGCCAUUCCGUCUGGCAGCGGAAGAAGGGCAAGAGCGGACGCAAGCAGCUCUACACUGACCUUCCGCAGCGCAUCCAAACCAUCCCCCAGUCCCGAUGA